Eimeria maxima is the source of this 1548-nucleotide messenger RNA. RefSeq lists its product as hypothetical. NCBI's taxonomy places the organism in Eukaryota, Apicomplexa, Conoidasida, Eucoccidiorida, Eimeriidae. The record is from RefSeq and is a predicted model, not a curated record. Bases 1 to 1548 code for a protein of 515 amino acids. The transcript has 5 exons.
AUGGAGGUGCCCGUAAUGAGGACCCGCGUGUCUUCGGCCUCCGCAGACUUCGACCUAGAAACUGCAGCAGGGAAAUCGUACUCCCAUGAGGAGCCCAAAGAGAGAACUCCAUUCGAUUAUCUUAAAAAAGCCAGCCGCCUUUGGCUUGCACUCGCUGCGUUUCUCCUCAUCCUGUUCUUUUGCCUUUCGUCAUCCGUCUUCAAUCAGUCGCCUAGCGGCUCCCAAAACUACAACCUACAUCAAACGGGUUCUACUACUUCGGGGGAGGAUCCUUUGCUUGUUGGCCACCGCAUAGCCUCUCUGGAUCGCGUGCAGUCGACACUAGAAGCCCAACCGCACCGCCGGCAUCUUCCCCACCACCACGUAGCGCAUGCAGCAGCACAAACUCACGACAGCGAAGGCAUGACAAUCGAAGGGCAGCAGAAAGCACAGCAACACUUGGAUGAAGAGGAAACAGAUGAAGAUGACAACGACUAUGCAGAAGAGGACGAAGAAGAGUCUCACUUAGACAGAGAAUAUCUGGCAGAAGCGCAUUCCGAAUACCUCCGCAAUGAAGAGCUUGACGAAGGCAAACAACAUCCAGAUGAACCAGAGUACAUUGACAUAUGGGACGGGGUAUCUCACGAAGAUCUGCAUAUAUCGGAGGGUGUUCCUGGGUUGAAGACACCUCUCUACCGCCUCCCGUUUGUUGACGGACAGCACAACGACACUCACAUCAUCGGCGUGCAUACAAAAAAGGUAUAUUUGCCCCGCUUUCUAAGCGUCAGCGGUGGCAAGAGACUCCCAGAUAUCACGGGCACAUACAGGAUGUACAUGAUCAAGGACGGGAGACCCAAGCCACACCUCAACCACGGCAGACUCAUUUGGCAAAAGGAGGGACAGAACUCGUCUAUGUUUCUGUACUACGAUCAUAUGCAUCACACGUGGGUGUUCAACAACGAGUUGGAGCUGCGCAAGCCUCAGCCUUUGGCUUUCCUCGCCCAUGGAGCUAUUUUGCCCAUCAGCAAAAGAAGCGACAGAACAUUUCGAAAAUACGGGGCCCCGAAAAGCGUACACUGGAUAGUGAGAGACAUAGUCAGUGGAGACUCUCGGCCAGACGGCACCAUCAAAGUUGAAGCCGACCCACGGCGGAGUGGAGACGCAGACCUGCAACCGUUAUUAUUGCAGAAGGUCUACCACGCCCCUGAAGACGGCUCUCUUGACGGUGAGGGGGAAAUGGAUGACUUUGAGUUGUUUGAAGAGGAGCACGAAGAGGACGAAGACGAAGAGGAGGAGCUGCCGUUGGAUGAACACGGCGAGCCUAUUGCCCUACCCAUUGGGGCGCGCAGCUUCCAACAGUUUAUCACCCACUUGAGGACAAAUGUAUACCACACAUUUGACACUUUGCACCCGCGGUAUGAUCACAAGGAAAUACUCAGGGACCCCAUCACAUUCGUCGAAACCAACGCUCAUCCAGACUUAGUGGGGCCCGAAAGGCUUGACGGCUACUCCCACGACGUCGUCCCCCACCCACUAAGGAAAUCUAUCCAAAACGAAGAGAUUCACUGA